UUGGAGCGGUUGGGGGUACUUGUGAGGUGAGGCUGUGGUGUGGAGGUGGAGGGGAGGCGCGGCAUUGCUCCCCUUCCACCCCUUUACCUCAUGCACAGCGCAACCACUGGCAGGCCAUACCACAACAUGAGAGCUGCAAAUAGCCACUAGGUCUACUCGUGGCAGGCUCUGUACAGUAUAAGGAGAUAAGAUGGCUGAAGAGGAAAAUGUUCAGGUUGAACCUGUGGUAGAGGAGGAGGAGGAAUCUACAAGCUACAAACCUCCACCAGAGAAAUCCCUUCAGGAAAUGAUCGAGACUGACAAGGAAGAUGAAAGUCUCCGCAAGUACAAGGAAACAUUGCUGGGUAGUUCUGCUGCUGGAGCAGUUGUUGUUGAUCCUAAUAAUCCUAAUCGGGUUUUAGUGCGUAAAUUGGUACUUCUAGCUGAGGGUCAAUCAGAAAAAGAGCUGGAUCUUACUGGAGAUCUUAAUGCACUCAAAGAUGAGGCCUUCACUAUCAAGGAGGGCAUUAGCUACAAGAUUCGUAUUGAUUUCCAUGUCCAGAGGGAGAUAGUCACUGGAAUGAAAUAUAUUCAGCGCACCUUCAGGAAGGGACUGCUAGUGGACAAGAUGACUCAUAUGGUGGGUUCUUAUGCCCCUAAGGAAGACGUGCAGUCUUACACCACUCCAAUAGAAGAUGCACCUUCAGGCCUCAUUGCCCGGGGCCAUUAUACUGUAAAGUCUCUCUUCACGGAUGAUGACAACAAUGAACAUCUUAAAUGGGAGUGGUCUUUCAACAUCAAGAAAGAUUGGAAUUGAGGUGGAUAUGAAUGGCAUGUUGUGGUGGGCUUGUGAAAACACAGCCGAGCAUACUUCCUGUUAAGAAGUUGUGCAUAGUCAGGGAACCAACAAGUUUUUAUGAAAUGUUGAUUUAUUAGACGUACAAAUUAAAAGUAUGUCAGUGUAGAAUGGUGGGAUCAUUUAUACUGUCGGCUCAUAUUUUUGACACGGUGCUUAUCAGUAAUAAGUACUUCCCAACUUUGAGCUGCUACAUGUAGCCAGUGCCUAGCCAUAUGGUGAUGCAAUUAUCUGGCUGUAUACUGGAAUUCUCAUGAAGAUGUGUGCUCAGAAAUUCAGACAAUAGGGGGCUUAUCUUGAUUUGCUACUUAUGUUUUGCUUGGGAUUGGAUGGUAAUGUCAAUCAGCAUUUCAUUGUAAACUCAUUUGAUUAGUGGUAAUCUAAUAUUGAAUAAUUUAAUGUGUAGCAUAUUGUAUGUUAGUAAUAUUUGGCUCUUCCUCCUAACCAUCUUUUUGCUUCCAUUAGUUAUUGAGAGUGAGUGUCUUAGUAAACUAAACUACCACUACCUGAAAUGCACAAACAGACUUUAGCUUCUCCUUUCUAUUAAAAUGGAGAAUACUUCUUAUAUUGUAAUGCUCAAACAGUCUAUGUUACUUUGUUUUUUCCCCAAUUCAUAAAAAAGAGGCAUUACAUUAUGAUAGAUGUAUAAAUUAUCCUUGUCACCCAUAUUGACUGACUGCAUUGUAUAGAAGCAUACCACAUUGUAUGUAAAGGAAACAGUGUGUUCAUGCACUGACUGAAAUAAGCCAUCUUUGAUGUCAUACAAAGGAUGUGAAGCUAUAGUUAAUCUUGUAGAUAAUUUGAAAGUCAGUUUGUAUUAUUACAGGCCACAAAAUGACAAUAAAGUUUUAACUAGCAGUUUUUUAUGACUUAUGUAUGACAAAGAAGAAGAAAACAUGUAGCUUCUAAUUAUUUUCUUAACAUUUAAUAUACCUGGUGGAAAAUACCCAGCUCUUUAACCAUAAUCAUUUGCAUAUAUAUCAUAAACAAACUCAUUAAGUCCAGCAGUAACAGUAAAUUAAAUUCAAAUGAACUUGACAACAAUGAACACACUGUGCCCUCUAUAUAUACUGACUGUCUUAAGCAAGGUAAGUGUACUGUAGAAUGUUGUAAAAGAAUAUUACAAAAUUUUAUAAAUAUGAAUGUAACAGACAAAGCACAAUAUGUUUCAUGAUAUUUUAUUCUGGAACAAGUAAUGGAAAAUUAUGAGAAAUAAAUAAUUUAUAGGAAAAGAUGGUAAUUACCAUUAAUAUAUUAGUUUCUUUAGUAUUGUUUGUUAAUUAGUGUUCGCAUGAUUGAGCACAGCAAGUGCUUGUCUUCAUACUUCUGUUAGGGCAAGACUACUGGCAUGUGUAUUUAACUAAAAAAAAAAAUGGAACAUUAACACUUGCACUGUUAUUGACAAUACCAAUAUAAUAUUUCCACAAGUUCAUAAUCUUUUGCAUAUUUUAGAUAUCAAACAGUAAAAGUUGGUAUGAAACUUUCUUAUUUUAAACUUUAUAUGGGUUUGUAAAAACUUUUGUAUGUCUAUUGUAUGUGAACAAAAUACUAUUUAUGUAAACAUUUAUUUAGCUUUUUAAAAACAGCUGCUCUUUGCUAGAAUUGUAACGAAAAUUACACUACUUUAUUUCUCAAAAAUUUAAACAAAUAUUUGUUAAUAACAGAUGAAACUGAUCUAAAGAUGUAAAAGACUAAAACAACCUUAAGAUGAAAACAUUCAGUAACCAAUGAUGCACCUUUUGUGGCCAUUGCCAAAAAUGAAUUGCAUCAACCUCCAUCUAAAAGAUAAAACAACAGUAAAGUCAAUUAUUUUAGUCUCAGUUGCAUUUGCCUCAAUACCACAGUACUCUUCAAGUAAAACAUUUCUUACAGUAUGCUGUUGACUUUGUUAUAACUUAAGUAUUGAACUGAAUUUGCUGCUUACUGGUGAAACAUUUUAAAUGUUUUUAGUAUUAUUUGUUUAUAGGAUAAUCAUUAUAACGAGGAAUGGAGAUAUUUUGUAAAGCUUGUGUCUUAUGCACUGUAGCUCUCUUAGUCACCACAAAUAUGAAAUAACACCAAUCCUCAAAAAUUCUACAUUCGAGUAAGUUUUAGAAACUGCAUUUUGAAUCACAUAUGAAAGAUGACUAUCCUAAAAAUUGCAGUUUGUGUAGAAUUAAUUUUUAUCAGAAUUUUUAUCAGAUUUUACAAAGAAAACAACAGUUUAGGAAGUAAAGGAUUUUGUAAAAAUUGUGUUUGGGACAAUGAUUUGAUGCAAAGUGGAAUGGUGGUUAAAAAGAUAUGCAAUUAUUAAUUACAUGUAUUUAUAUUCAACUGAUAAGAUAUGAAAAGUAUUGAAAUAUUUUAAGCAUAUGCUCCUUUCCAAUAGCAAAUGAUAGUUUCCAAAUGAAGUUUUUAUAAGUAAAUCUAUAAAACAGAAUCUUGUUAUGUGUGAGGUUUGCAUUGUGCAAAAAACUGUGCACCAGAAUUUACACACAUGAAUACAUCUUUACAUAAAUCUUGGGGGAUAUUUUCUGUAACUUCAUUGAUUAAUUGUAGUUUUUCAUGGCAGUACAAUGGAGCAACAUUAGACAAUAACAAUAUUAUAUUACACCAACUCAAAUGACAAGGAGAAUAACAGUAGAUUGGAUGUUGCCUCUUUUUAGCAAUGUUACAAAUGAACUUGUCAAGGUUGUAAAACUGACAUUUUUAAGAAAUGCUCUUUCAUCACUUUGUGCUCUACAGAUUAAUUCAAACUUUUCUCAAAGCUCACUACAACAUUGUUGCAAUAAGGACUGAAUCAUCACUGCAAUUACUAAUUAGUCAAGACUUGAGUUGAAUCUCCAGCCCUUUUUGUAUAUUCCAACAUUAUUCUACAGUAUUUUCAUUGAUUCUUGUCAUCAUAGGAACUAUCCCUGCUCUCUAUAAUAUGAACCAGUGCAAGAUAGAGACUGGAACAUUGUUGGAAUAUGAAAGAACAAGAGAUUUGUUUAACAUAGUAUCUCAAUGAAAAAUUAACCAAGCCAUACAUAACAAACCAGUCUUGUAGCUUUGGGUUUUCUUUUUCUAAUAGUGUAUGUGAAUUUUUCUCCUCAUUGGAUAAUUUUAUAAAGAGGUGAAAAAAGACCAUUGUUUAUGCACCCAAGUGAGAACAAGGGCGUCAACAUGACUAAUAUGUGCAUGAUGAUAGGAUUAAUCUAGGCAUCAACUUUGUACUAAACACUAAAUGCUUGUAAGGCAAUUACAGAAUUCAACUGUUAAGCAUAUAUAUGCCUAAUUACAAUGUACAUGUUUAAAUUUUGAAAAAAUUACUACAUGUACCUGCUAUAGGUUUGCUCACUUCAGUCCUCUCAUAUUGUCAAUUGUAUAUUAUGUGCUGUAUCUCAUUGCUUUUAACAUCUCCCAUAAAAGCACGUUUUUGCAUAUAUAGAAUGGUCACAGAGUAAUCAUCUACACAUGUAUUUACAUAUUCAGAAUUUGCAUAUAAUGAGACUGGGGUAUAUUAGAGGAGCUCAAAAGUUUAAUCGGAUGAUAAGGCAUUAUUAUUAUUGUCUUCAGUUAUCAGCAGGAAAACAUUUUUGCAGGGCUCCUUGCUGGUAUUAGUGUUAGAGUUUCUGGUGUCAAUCUCUCAAGAUAUCAGGUUUAUUGACAUGAUUUUACUCAAGAACAUCGUACAUCUCUUUACUCUUUGGUUUUUGCAUUGAAAACCAAUAGACAUGGUCUUUAUUAACUUAGAUGACACACUCAUUGGAUACUAAUGCACACACUCCAGGAGCAUUACACUGUAGGGCUGAUGUGUAUAUAUCUGGAAGGCAGUGAAUUUACUCAUACAUACUAAAAGCAUUAAAUUAUUCCUAUCAUCAAAGUAUGUUUUAAAUUCACUGUUAUGGUUUUGUAGGCUUUGAACUGAAGAUAUCAUUGGUUUAGUACUGAAUGUGAUCUAAUACAACUGCUAGGGCUCAUUGUUAUGAAAGACACUUUCCUCAAGUCUUCUAUGAAAUAUAUCUGUUGUAGGUGAAGUGUGCAAUGAAUUAUGCCAUUGGUGUAUUUGUUGACCAAAUAUGUUGCAGUUAUGGAAAUGCUUAAUUGGCUUUAAGGGGUCUUUGCCAUAAAACUUGGUUUAUCAGCCAGGAUUUUACUACAAGUUACUUAUAUUUGACAAUAAGCUUUGCAAGCAGCCAGUAAGAAAUAAAGGUUGAUCCAUGCAAACAUGGAAACCUAACCUUCAGAAUGAUGAUGACUUAGAUGCAUAUAUUUCAAUAUUAGAUUUCUUUAUUUAAAAAUGAGAUUUAUAUAAUUUAGUUACAAAAGCAUCCCAAAGUUUUAUCAACCAGUCUUUUGUAAGUGACAUGACGUUAAAGCUUUAGUAGAUGAAAAAAAAAAUUAUUUUCUAAAUUUUGCUGCAAGUGAGCCCAUCAGCUGUACAAUGUGCCUUAAUUCUCCAACUCUAAUAUUUGGUGCUUAUGUUUUCAUCCAUGUUCAGUUUUUUUUCUAUUUCAGACGUAAUGCUUAUUUUGUUGAUUUUAUAAUAGCAUUCUGUCUUCAAGCUAGGAUUAUGUAGCAUAAUUUAUUUUUGCCCUGAAAUUUACUAACAUUCAAAAGUAAUAGUUACUAUAAAAAUAUCAAGGAAUGAUUACUAUAUAGUUACUAAUAGACCUCCCCCAUAAAACUGUCAUGUGGUUUGUGAUCCAAAGGAAGAGCAUUAGUUCAUGUUGAACAUAUUCAAUAUUUAAAGUUGUUAAGUCCUGAGGAAAAACAAAUCUGAUAUAGUAUUGCAAAUACAAUCUUUCAGUGCGACUUUGCAAGGGAAGUUACAUUAUCAUAGUGUAAAAUUAUACAAGUUCUGUAGAAUCUCUUGACCUAAAUACAUGAAAAUCUUGAAUUAACAUUAUCUCCACCUCAUCUGAGAUUCAAAAUCAAGCCUUAGCUGUGAACUACCAUAGUAAUAAAAUCCCUCUUCCCCUUUCUGAAGUCUUUUGUGACUAUUAAUCUCCCCCGUCCCUGCUAGCGUGUUGAAAACUGUUGUGACAGGAGCAGGGAGGGGUAGAUUUUUUUUCCCUUUUUUUGGAAACAAUGCAACCAUUUGUUUUUAUAGAGGGAAUGCACUUUUAAUAGAGAAAAACAUUUCAGAGUUGAGAAAGACUGUAGGGAACAUCAUAUCAGACAAUGAUCUAUGGCUCCUCAAAAGAGAGAGACUGCUCAUAAAAGUAAGCAUCUUAUGCCAGCAGUGUGUGGCAAAGUGUGAUAGUGUAACAUGGAAACAUUAAACGGUGGAGUAUAUAAAUGCAUAAACUACUUUGCAUAGCAUAACUGGCAACUUGUACUGGUAGGCCUAGCCAGCCUGUGUGACCUGGAUCAACAGCUGGUGUUUUUUUCUCUCUCUCUCUCUCUCUCUCUCUCUCUCUCUCUCUCUCUCUCUCUCUCUCUCUCUCUCUCUCUCUCUCUCUCUCUCUCUCUCUCUCUCUCUCUCUCUCUCUCUCUCUCCAUUUGUUAUUUAUUUGUAGAUCAUGAAGUUUAUGUAUUACUCCACAUUAUAUAAUGUAUAUUAGUGAAAGUGUUAGCAAAGAAUGCAUUCAUUGUCUUAAUUCUCAGAAUUAUUGCUUUGAAAUUACUAGCAACAUUAAUCAUGGCCACCAUGGUGAACCCAAAGUAUGGGAAAGGGACAGAGUUGUUCUCACCUAUUCCAGCCUCAUGGGUGAAGUUGUGGAUGAAACAGAGAAGGGGGAAUUUAAUACUAUGGCUGUAAGUGUGCUAACCCUUACACUACUGAGCUGCUUAUUUAUGGGCUUUAGAGGAUCUUUAACACAAGCUGUGAUGUUAUGAGUGGUAAUUAUUACCCAGGCAUGAUAUCCUGAAGACACUGGGUGAAUUACUCAUUGUAGUGUUAUUACAGGACUGGUCUUUAAUGAAGAUGAUGUGUAUUUCAUGUUUCACUUUAUCAGUGUUAUUUGGUGGCCAUAGAUAACCUGGAAUGAUCUUGAUCCUAAUACAUUUUAUUAUAAUGUGCAGUUAGUGUAUAAGGGAACCUAGUAGUAGCAAAACUUAAUCAUCCAUGUUUUUUAUAGAUAUCUAAAACAGUCUUCCCAUUACUAUUUGCUUGAUUAGGAUUCAAUUAUACAUUAUUUUAAGAUAAAGGUAAAAAAGUUGAAUAUCAUACCAUUGUUUUCAGCUGUUUAGAAACACACUCAUGUAUACAUGCAUGUACACACGUGUGUGCACCCACAUACACACACACACACCAGCACUCAUAUGGGGCAUGUGAAUGAAUACUGCUUCUUAGCUCAAUGGUAAAGAGGCUGAGUCUGUGUUGGCUAGCAUAGGUUCAAACCCUACUAGGUGCUUGUGACCUCUGGGAUUUUUCUGUCAAGUGGGACAGUUGCUGUCUCUUGACCAGGGGGAUGUGGAGUGCGGUGUAAUGUUACAGUCUUAUCCAAGGUCAGUAAAUAAUGAGCUCUGAGCUCACACAGAGAGGAUAACAGUAGGUGGUAGUGGGUUUGUUUGUGAUCAGGCCUUGAUGGGGAAUUGAAGAACACAUAGCCAUUAGGCAUUUGGAAUGACUAAGGAUUAUUGUGUUUAUGGGAGACUGUUUGCAUGUAUAAAAAGAGAGAAAAUUCAUUUGGAGACAGGACAAGAUGAGCUUUGCUCAAAUCCUGUACAGUAUGAAUUGGCAAAUAUGCUUAUUUACACAUCAUUUAAUAUAGUGAACAGCAAACUCAGCUCAUCAUUAAGGGAUCUUGAAAUUGAAUCUCAGGAGAGGAAAGGCAGAUAGAUGAGAUGCUUUAUUUGUUGCCCUCAUUUACUUGGCAGCAAGUAGGUAUUUAAUACAAAUUGAGGUGUUGUAACCUUGCUUUCAUGAGCUCUUUCUGUUGGGGAAUGACUGGCUUUGUCACCAGACCAACAGAUGUCUGUGGUUGAAUAACAAACACACACACACACACACACACACACACACACACACACACACACACACACACACACACACACCAGUAACCAAGAUAGCCUCAAACCUAGAAAAUUGUCAUCUGAAGAAAGUGUUAAAAUAACAUUUCCAGCCAUAAAAGGAAGAAAAAAAUGAAGAUAUUGAGAAAUUUGAGAGCAGUUGUUUGUAUGGAUGGCACUUUAAGUUCAUAUAUUUAGGUUGAAAAUUAUCACAUGCAGAUGGCCAAAAGGAAAGCCAUAAAGAAGGAAAGCAAUUUUGAACAUUAAUAAGUGACAUGUUUGAGAUUCUUAAUAAUUUAAAGCUUAUUACUAGGUCUGGAAAUAGAAAAUAUGAACACAACUCUUUCUUGUGCAUCAGAACUACACAUACUUGUGGGACCUUGUUGCAUUAAUUAUGUAUAAUGUUUGAUUUAAAAGUGAUGUUAGGCUUAAGCUGAAGACAUGCAUAUUCAAAAAUAUAAGGAUGGUCAGAAGUGGUAUUGGUAAAUGACCAAAAUUGCAUGUAUUGCAGUUUGCAUUCCUUUGUUCAGUAAUCUAUAAUCUAAUAUCAUGAGAGUAAGGUGUUGGUAUUAGGCACAGCUAUGUAUAACGAAGGUCUUUCGACAAACAAGUAUUUUCCCUAGCUUUAUUGUGCCAUAAAGUCUUACAAGUUAUUCUUUGAAAAAAUAUUUUGCCAAUUUUACUUGUUGUAAUAUAUCCUGUUAAGAAUCUGAAUCUUAUUGAUAAAUUUGAAUGAAUUAUUAGGUGAUUGAAUAUGUGUGUGUAUGUAGGAAUGUUUUGAAAAAUUUAUAUCUUUUGUUUGUCUAUAUUAACUUUCUUACUCGCUUUUCAACUUUUAUACAACUAUGAGUGCUCAAAGUAGACUUUUGUAAUCUUUGUGAAUGGAUCUCUUGGAUAGGAAAGGAUGCAGCAGUUUUUUUUUUUUUUUUUUUUUUUUUUUUAUUAAUUUCUAUAUGUUUAUAAGCAAUAAGAUAACCAACGGUACUGUUAAGUCAACAUUGUCAAAAACCUUCCUGUCAAUUAUUACAAAUAUUAUAAACUGUAUUCAUUGUGAUACAUAAAAUUUCUCUGGUGACUUUUUCACAGCCCUGACAUGACAAAUCUUUUUCCAAACCCACAUGUGUACAUUUAGUAUAUUUUCUCAUUCUCAAGAGAAACUGCAGGAUUCAAGGUAGGGAGAACCAGACAUCAUAUUCAAAGUAUAAAAGAACCAGAUACCAAUGUGUUAUCCAUUUUUUCUUUGUUACUUAUUGGGUUUACAACUGUGGCUCUUCAAGUACACAAACUGAGGUGUGCAGAGUGAGCCAGUUAGUGCAUCUUGAGUACCUAAAAUAAAUAGUGUGAAAGAGUAAUGGAAGAAGUUAUUUUUCACCAAUAGUCUGAACAUUAUCUUGUGAAUAAUUGUGUAAUGGUUCUAGUGCAGGAGGUGCCAGACAUUGAAGACACAAGCAAAGGAAAACAGUAGUGAUCACCAAAUUUACUUGUAAACAAAAGUCAAUGGGGGCAAUAAACAUUUAUAAUUUUU
Molecule: messenger RNA, 9278 nt
Organism: Portunus trituberculatus (swimming crab)
Lineage: Eukaryota; Metazoa; Arthropoda; Malacostraca; Decapoda; Portunidae
Gene: RhoGDI
Product: rho GDP-dissociation inhibitor 1-like
Exons: 5
Coding region: 191-796 (201 amino acids)
Biological process (GO): Rho protein signal transduction
Cellular component (GO): membrane; cytoplasm; cytosol
Molecular function (GO): protein binding; Rho GDP-dissociation inhibitor activity
Source: RefSeq, a predicted model, not a curated record